AAGAUACCAAAAAUAUUUCCGGACUAUAGUUUGGCCCAAACCAUUAACACGCGGCUAUUGGACAGGUUUAGUAGUUUAUCGGAAAUGUUUUGAUGUUUCCAGAACGACGCCGUUUGGAGCGGCUAUCUUACAACAUCGAUAAGCCAGCCACAAUGCCACUCUUCUUCUCCCCCACUCUCGUCUUUUGACUUUCAAGUUCAGUUUUUUCGCAGAAGAGUUUUUUUAUUUUGAAAUUUAUUAAUUUUAUUCAUUUAAUGAUCCUUCCUUCACCUAAACCUCUGUUUCUUCAUUUCAUAUCUCUUCCAACAUCGAAGGGAAAAAAAUAAUUAAAAAAAAUCAAACUUCGAGACGCACUAGAAAUUUUCUAGGGUUUAAUUAAGCUCUCUCUCUCUCUCUCUUUUCUUUAUCACUGAUUAUUGUCAAACCGACGUCGAUUUCAUCUUCGAAGCCCGUCUCGGGGUCACUGCAAUGCAUCGAGUUGGCAGUGCUGGGAACAAUUCCAAUUCUAGCCGCCCACGUAAAGAAAAGAGGCUGACAUAUGUAUUAAAUGACUCUGAUGACACAAAGCAUUCUGCUGGUAUAAAUUGUUUGGCCGUGCUAAAGUCAUCUGUCUCUGAUGGGUGCAACUAUCUCUUCACUGGAAGCCGUGAUGGCACGCUUAAGAGAUGGGCACUGGCUGAAGAUGCUGCCACUUGCUCUGCUACAUUUGAGUCACAUGUUGAUUGGGUAAAUGAUACUGUAAUUGCUGGUGAAAAUACACUUGUUUCAUGCUCGUCAGACACCACAUUGAAGUUAUGGAAUUGCUUGUCUGAUGGGACUUGUACCAGGACUCUUCGUCAACACUCUGACUAUGUUACAUGUCUAGCUGCUGCUGAAAGAAAUGCAAAUGUGGUUGCCUCUGGGGGUCUUGGUGGGGAGGUUUUUGUAUGGGAUAUUGAAGCUGCGGUUACUCCACUCUCAAAGUCCAGUGAUGUAAUGGAAGAUGAUUGUUCCAAUGGUAUCAAUGGUUCUGCAAAUUCAUUACCCGUAUCCAGUCUGCGACCAAUUAGCUCGAAUAACAGUAUUACUGCUCACACAACUCAAUGUCCUGGAUAUGUCCCCAUCGCUGCCAAAGGCCAUAAAGAGUCAGUCUAUGCAUUGGCAAUGAAUGAUAAUGGAUCCCUUCUUGUCUCUGGUGGAACUGAGAAGGUUGUGCGUGUUUGGGACCCAAGAACAGGUUCAAAGACUAUGAAGUUAAGAGGGCAUACAGAUAACGUUAGGGCUCUCCUUCUGGAUUCUACUGGCAGGUAUUGUUUAUCAGGGUCCUCUGAUUCUAUGAUCAGGCUAUGGGACCUUGGUCAGCAGCGUUGCGUGCAUUCAUAUGCUGUGCAUACAGAUUCUGUUUGGGCACUUGCGAGCACCCCAACAUUUACUCAUGUUUAUAGUGGUGGUAGAGAUCUUUCUUUGUAUUUGACAGACUUGACAACAAGAGAGAGUCUUUUGCUUUGCACAAAGGAACACCCAGUUCUGCAGUUGGCGUUGCAUGAUGAUAGUAUCUGGGUUGCAACGACAGAUUCUUCAGUUCAUAGAUGGCCUGCUGAAGGAAGAAAUCCUCAGAAGGUCUUUCAAAGAGGUGGUUCAUUCUUGGCUGGAAACUUGUCUUUUUCAAGGGCAAGAGUUUCCUUAGAAGGGUCUACCCCUGCUGCUGUUUAUAAAGAACCAAUCUUUUCCAUUCCUGGAACUCCAGCAAUAGUUCAGCAUGAAAUUUUAAAUAACAGAAGGCAUGUAUUGACUAAGGAUAGUGCUGGUUUGGUAAAGCUCUGGGAGAUAACCAGGGGUGUUGUGGUCGAGGACUAUGGACAGGUUUCAUUUGACGAGAAAAAGCAGCAGUUGUUUGAGAUGGUAAGCAUUCCAGCAUGGUUCACUGUGGAUACCCGGCUUGGAAGCUUGUCUGUUCAUUUGGACACACCCCAAUGCUUUUCUGCGGAGAUGUAUUCUGUUGAUCUAAACAUAACUGGGAAGCCUGAGGAUGAUAAGGUUAAUCUAGCUCGUGAAACUCUUAAAGGUCUGUUGGCUCAUUGGAUGACCAAAAGAAGGCAAAGACUUGGCUCCCAAGCUUCCGCUAAUGGAGAUGUUUUAUCAGGAAAGGAUAAUACUGCAAGAAGUCUUGCUCAUUCAAGAAUUGAGGUAGAUGGAAAUGCUGAAAAUGACUCCAUGGUCCAUCCUCCUUUUGAGUUUUCUACGGUUUCCCCUCCGUCAAUUAUCUCUGAGGGUUCCCAAGGAGGUCCUUGGAGAAAGAAAAUUACUGAAUUGGAUGGAACUGAGGAUGAGAAAGACUUCCCUUGGUGGGUUUUGGAUUGUGUUUUAAACAACCGGCUACCACCACGAGAAAACACCAAGUGCAGCUUCUACCUUCAUCCAUGCGAAGGUACAGCUGUUCAGAUCCUCACACAAGGGAAGUUAAGUGCACCUCGUAUAUUGAGAAUAAAUAAGGUUGUUAAUUAUGUCGUAGAAAAGAUGGUGCUUGACAAACCAAUUGAUACUGGAAGUACCGAUGGGUCACUUGCUCCUGGACAUGGAGGACAAUUGCAGCAUUCAGCUGUCGCUGAUGGUUCUUUUAAAUCUGGAUUGAAGCCUUGGCCGAAGCCUAGGCCUUCUGUUGAGAUUUUAUGCAAUAAUCAGGUCUUAUCUACAGACAUGAGCUUAGCCACUGUGCGGGCCUACAUAUGGAAGAAACCUGAGGAUUUGGUACUUAAUUACAGAGUGGUUCAAGGCAGGUGAUUUUAUCAACUGCUGGGAGCAGGCUGCAGUGUCUGUUUCGGGAAAUCGAGAUGGAAAUCUCAUACUGUUGUAAAGUGUUGGGAAUUGUAUUUGUUCGUCAGAGGUUUGCCUAUAUCAGAAGCAAAUGUUGGAUCCCAUGUAUAUUUGGAAAGACAAUUGGUUUUCAAUGUGGGGGCGUUCUCCGGGGUUCAACAAGAUGAUCGUUGUUAAAGUCGAGCAGAUGGUAUCAUAAAGUUUUGGUCUUUGUGUAGUGCAUGCUUUCGCCAUACAUCCGAGAAAAAGCUGUAGGGUGGAAAUGCAAGCGGUAGAACGGUUUGCAUACUCCGGGGGACAAUUAGCUGAAACUAAAUUGGGGGGAAAAAAAGAUUAGGCCAUAUGAUGUCGAAGAAAGGUAAUGUAGAUUUGUAUUUUGAGGGUGAUACAAUAUCUAGUCAUAGAAACUGUUGUUACGAAAUUGGUCUUUUUUUUUUUUAUUUGUCCUGGAAAUAAAAAAAGGACUGUUAAUUUGUGUUUUU
Molecule: messenger RNA, 3275 nt
Organism: Gossypium raimondii (Peruvian cotton)
Lineage: Eukaryota; Viridiplantae; Streptophyta; Magnoliopsida; Malvales; Malvaceae
Exons: 19
Coding region: 469-2760 (763 amino acids)
Biological process (GO): double-strand break repair via homologous recombination; protein deubiquitination
Molecular function (GO): ubiquitin binding
Source: RefSeq, a predicted model, not a curated record